Macrosiphum euphorbiae (potato aphid) is the source of this 1527-nucleotide messenger RNA. NCBI's taxonomy places the organism in Eukaryota, Metazoa, Arthropoda, Insecta, Hemiptera, Aphididae. The record is from the annotation of a GenBank genome assembly.
AUGAUUCUUCACGUAGCGUUCGCAGCGUUCCUGUUGGUUAACUCGGCGAUCGCCGACGCCGGUGUCCAGGAACAGGUGGCCGUCGAGUCAGACGAAGGCGUGCUUGUGUUGACCAAAGACAACUUCCAAAGUAUCGUCUCGUCGUCCGAAUACCUGCUCGUCAAAUUCUAUGCACCAUGGUGUGGCCACUGUAAACAAUUAGCACCAGAAUAUGCAAAUGCAGCUCAACACUUAGCCCAGAAUGAAUUAUCAGUUAAGUUGGGCAAAGUAGAUGCCACUAUUGAGAGUGACUUAGCUGAACAGUUUGGAAUCCGUGGGUAUCCAACUUUAAAGUUCUUUAAAAGUGGAAAACCAAUUGACUAUUCAGGUGGCCGAACUAAAGAUGAAAUCAUUCAAUGGGUAUUGAAGAAAUCUGGACCAGCUGCAAAAGUAUUGCAAUCCGAAGAAGAAGUACAAUCGUUCAUUGAGGGAAAACAUGUUGCUAUUGUUGGUUAUUUCGAAAAUUUAGAAUCAGAUGCUGCAAAAUUAUUUUCAGAAUUGGCAGAUUCUGUUGAUGAUCAUCCAUUUGGUCUUGUAUCAGAUUAUUCUAAAUUCUCUAAUUUAGAGCACAAAGAAACAUUUGUUUUAUAUAAAGAUUUUGACGAAAAGAAAGUUCCAUACGAUAAAGAUAUUGCCAAUGUUGAAGACAUCAAGACAUUUAUUUUUGUUCAUUCGUUGCCUCCUAUCAUAGAGUUCAACCAAGAUACUGCUCAAAAAAUAUUUGGUGGUCAGAUUAAGAGUCAUUUGUUGCUCUUCUUAUCUAAAAAAGAAGGACAUUUUGAAAAAUUCAUUGAUGACAUUAAGCCUGUUGCACUUGACUUCAGAGGAAAGAUUGUGAUUGUUACCAUUAAUGCUGAUGAAGAAGAACAUCAAAGGAUUUUGGAGUUCUUUGGAAUGAAAAAGAAUGAAGUACCAAGCAUGAGGGCAAUCAAACUUGAAGACGAUAUGACCAAAUUCAAACCAGAAUCUCCCGAUUUAACCGGAGAAAAUGUGAGGAAAUUUGUUUCCGAUUUUGUCGAAGGAAAAGUUAAGCAACAUUUGCUCUCUGAAGAAUUACCCGAAGAUUGGAACAAAACUCCAGUCUGGACUUUGACUGCUACUAACUUUGAUAGUGUAGCUUUAGAUUCAACUAAGAAUGUACUUGUAGAAUUUUAUGCUCCAUGGUGCGGACACUGUAAACAGCUUGCACCAAUUUUCGAUAAAGUUGGAGAAUAUUUCGCUGAUAAAGAUGAUAUUGUCAUUGCAAAAAUGGAUGCUACAGUUAAUGAACUUGAGCACACCAAAAUUUCCAGCUUCCCUACUCUAACAUACUAUCCAAAGGGAGAUAGUCCAAAAGCCAUUGAAUAUAAUGGAGACAGAACAUUAGAAGCAAUCAUUAAGUUUAUCGAAGCUGAUGGAAAACAAGAAAGUUCUUCUAGCACAACGAGUGAGGAAGGAGACGAAGAAGAAGAAGAAGUAGAACGCGAGAAGCCUAAGGAUGAAUUGUAG